AUGGAUGAUAUUUUACUAGCUCAUAAAGAUCGGGCUACUUUACAGGAAAUUCUUACUCAGACCGUCCUUGCUUUAGAAGAACAUGGUCUAAAAAUAGCCCCAGAAAAGAUUCAGACUGAACCUUCUUUUUCCUACUUAGGCAGAAUAUUACAUACCUCUACUAUCACCCAUCAGCCUUUACAAUUAAGAAAAGAUCAUUUAAACACAUUAAAUGAUUAUCAGAAACUAUUAGGUGAUAUCAACUGGGUCAGGUCAUAUCUAAAAAUAACCACUCUUGACUUAAAACCUCUAUUUGACAUUUUAAAGGGAGAUUCUAACCCUAAGUCUCCCCGACAAUUAACUGUAGAAGGAGAAAAGGCUAUAGCAAAAAUAGAACAGGCCAUCAAUAAACAGCAACUACAGUAUCUAGAUUAUUCCAAAUCUUGGGCCUUAAUUAUUCUAGCCACUAAAUAUACUCCUACAGGAUGUUUAUGGCAGGAAGGACCAUUAGAAUGGAUACAUUUACCUGUCACUCCUAGGAAGAUUGUACCAUCCUAUCCUUCCCUAGUGGCCACUCUCAUUAUCAAAGGUAGACGACGCAGUAUCGAACUCUUUGGAAGAGAAGUUACUGAGAUAAUAAUACCUUAUAAAAGAGAACAAUUAGACACACUAUUACAAUUUGAAGAAGAGUGGCAAAUAGCUAUAGAUACCCAUGUUCAACAAACCCUAGAGACGUCAGCUCAGAGAACAGAGCUUUUGGCAGUCAUUUAUGCUUUUGAACAAUUGCAACAGGUUCCCUUUAACUUGUACACUGACUCUCAAUAUAUAGUUAAAUUAUUUCCUCAUAUUGAGACCGCCUCUCUCCCACAAGGAAGAACAGCCAUUUUCUCUUUGUUAACUCAGCUACAAACUUACAUUCAUAAACGAGAAAAGGCUUUCUAUAUUGGACAUAUUAGAGCUCAUUCCUGCCUACCAGGACCCUUAAGCGAAGGAAAUUAUCAGGCGGAUCUACUAACUCGCCCAGUAGUUUGUACAGCUCUAGAAGAAGCCCGGCGGUCUCAUGCCAUUCACCAUCAAAAUGCUUCUGCUCUCCGUCUAUAUUAUCGCAUAUCUAGAGAAGCUGCUCGAAGUAUUGUGCGUGACUGCGGCCAUUGUCCUACUCAUUUUCCUAGCCCUGCUACUGGAGUUAAUCCAAGAGGACUUAGACCCUGUGACUUAUGGCAGAUGGAUAUUACUCAUGUCCCAUCUUUUGGCAAACUUUGCUAUGUGCAUGUUUGUAUUGAUACCUUUUCUCAUGUUAUCCUUGCUUCUGCACGUACAGGAGAAGCCUUUAAAGAUGUAAGUCAACAUUUAUUCCAAUGUUUUUCCUACCUAGGAAUACCAAGGGCACUUAAAACAGACAAUGGGCCUGCCUAUACCUCUAGAGCUUUUAAAAACUUAUGCUCUACAUUCGGCAUCGCACAUACUACAGGAAUACCUUACAAUCCUCAAGGCCAAGCAAUAGUAGAAAGGGCUCACCAAACUUUAAAAACACAAAUUAAAAAAUUACAAGAAAAUGAGUUUAAAUAUUCCUCUCCUCAUCAUGUUCUACAACAUACUCUAUUUGUAAUUAAUAUACUAAAUGUAGAUUCUGAGGAAAAUUCCCCGAUGUACAGACAUUGGAAUCCUGAUCUAACCAAACCUAAAGCCCUCGUCAAAAAAAAAAAUCCAAAGUGUUAUUGUUGUAUUACAUCUUUCAGCAUUUACUAUUUGAAAAUGUAGAGUGCUUCUUUUAUCUAGAAAAUGUCUCUGAAAAUCAAUUUAAAAUUAUUGAAGCUGAUAGGUAAGUCCUUUUAAGUUUUUAGUUAUUUUAUGUAUGACAGAUUUUUAAGUGGUAAUUAUUAAUGCAGUUUUCUUACACUUACUGUUUCCUAGACUCCAUUUCUUUCAAAAGUUUUCUGAAUUAUAUAUAUAGUUGCUGAAGUCCUGCGGGUGCUCUUCUGAGUAUUGUUGUUUUUUAAACCUAAGCUGUCCAAGAUAAGAUUCCAUACAGAAGACAACCAUUAAUACAGCAAAUAGAAAGUAUUACAAUUGUUCUACUUAAAAUAAUUGCCCCCUAUUGGAGGUAUAGAAUAUAAACUCCAUUUAUAAUGGGAGGGGACAAAUGAAGAAGAGGAGAAUCUGUUGAAAGAUAUUUGUUUGGCAAAUAUACCAUAUCUACUUUGUGAAAUUACCAAGUGCCUAAGGACUAGAAAAGUACGCACAUACCCCUAUGAAGAGGCUUCUUUGUUUUCUCCAUCUCUGGCCCUUUAAAUAGUGUCUGGAUAAUCUCAUAUUCACUCCCUGGAACUGUGAAUUUGUAAAGAGUGCUGAUGUAGGACAGUCAUGUGAUUGAUCGAAACACCAGGAAUACAAGCACGCAGGCAAGAUGCUUAUUCUGGCAGCUUCAUAAUUUGGGCUCCUCAGUGGGGAAAUAUCUCAAGCCCUCUCCUUUACAAAAGUUCUCUCUAUAUCUCAACCUUAACUCCUUUCUAUUUUUAAUCCCCUUUCAACACAGUGAAGGCUGAAUUGACACACCAGUUUUUGUAUUUUAGCCAUCAACACUUGAGUUGAAGACAAACUACACUGCCUGUUAAACUCAAGUGGGAUAAAACCCUUCUGACUCUUUUCUCACACCUACUCUGAGUGUCUUUAUCACAAAAGUUGGGUGUAGGGCAAACGAUCUGAUUUAGAAGAGGUGGUGCUGUCUGUUUCUCUGGGUGACUUUGGGCAAUCUCUCAAGUUCUUUUCCUAGAGAAUGUAAUGUCGAUAAUAAAGAACUAUGUUAUCUGUCUUACCCACAAUAAGUAUUCCAAAAAAAUUUUGUUGCACAGCCAGUGUGGCUCAGUGGUUGAGUGUCAA
Myotis brandtii (Brandt's bat) is the source of this 2859-nucleotide messenger RNA. Its product is annotated as endogenous retrovirus group K member 6 Pol protein-like. Gene Ontology annotation, molecular function: RNA-directed DNA polymerase activity; zinc ion binding; RNA-DNA hybrid ribonuclease activity. Lineage: Eukaryota; Metazoa; Chordata; Mammalia; Chiroptera; Vespertilionidae. Gene Ontology annotation, biological process: RNA-templated DNA biosynthetic process; DNA integration. The coding region runs from base 1 to 1740 and encodes 579 amino acids. The record is from RefSeq and is a predicted model, not a curated record. The transcript has 2 exons.